AUGACUUCGUUGCUGGACAGCUCAGCGCACUUUGAGGAGAGAUGUCAAAAGCUUGGCAUGGGAGCGCCGUUUGUCGCAGCCUUGUCAGUUGCACAUGUUGACAGUUUGUCGAAGUUGGCAUUUGUGAUUGGCCAGCCUGGUCAACCAAUUCAAAAUCAAGAUGUUACGGACUUCUUGCAGAGAGCCUUGGGACGUGUGCCAACCUUAGCUGAAACAACGGCACUGAAGAGGCUUGGGUUUGAGGCUCAUACUUUUUUGGUUGCAACCUUGAGACAACAGAUCGACCAAAGCGAUGACACUCAGCCGCGAAUUGAAAUUUCUGGUGAGCUUGAGCCUUCACAUGGCUUGCUUGAUAAGUGCUGUGCGAUUUACGACAGCAACAGUAUCAAAUGGCUUGAACCCUCUGUUUGCAUUUCACGAAGUAUGGAAGUUCAGGGCACUCCCAAAUCCAGGGAAUUGACAUUGGAAAAGGGAUCGCUUAUCCUGAAGAGCGAUGACAAGAUGACUUGCGCGACAGACUCAGAGAUAAAGCUGCACUAUGCUUUCACUAGGCGUGCAGUAAGCCUUGCAUUUGCCAGGGUGAUGUCAUUUCAACAACACAGCGCUUGGGUGAAUUUUCUGUUUGAGUCUUUGCACCGUGAAGUCCCUCCAGGGUACAGCAAGGCAAACUUGUCGCAGGUGGUAAGCUGUGAUAAGGCUGCUUGGGCAAGGCUUGCAACUUUGAACAUCAGCACACGUGAAGCUGCAGAUGGUUCUUUUCCACUUGGUGAUGCACUGUUGGGUUUGAAAGGAGACCCAUCAAUUGCCUUGUACUUGGCACCCUUGGCCAAGCCAGUUCAGAGUUCCAGUGCGGCCCCAAGCAGACCUGCACCAUACCAUGCUACAGGUCCAAAGCAGAAUACAGGCAAAGGAAAGGGAAAAGCAACUCUUAAUCAGCCUGAUCUUGGCGAGACCGCACGGGGCACCCACACGUGUGGGAACAGUGCACUUCAGAUCGACCGUCGCAUCCGUAGCUGCAUUUUGAUUCAUUUAGGUCAAGUGGACUGGAGACAAUUGAGAAACUCAAACGCUCGACUUCUUUUGCUCUUUGAGUAUUCAUCAGCAUCAGCAGUUCAAUCUCCUCAAGUGCAGCGCGUGCGAGCCCCAGGAUCUCCAGCAGGGUUGAAACUUGCAUGGAGCCCAUUGAUUGAUAGUUUCCUGCGCAGCAGAAUCCCAAAGGAGCUCAAAGAGGCAUUGCCAUUUUCGCUGUAUACAGUUUGGCAACUGGAGAGACGUCUGCUCAUGUCAGCUUGCAGCACAGUGGAAACAGUGAUCAUUGGAGCCAUUCUCGUUUGCAUGUGGUCGGGCAUGCGUUUCGCUGAUGCCCAACGGUGCAGUUAUCACUCAUUUUGUUUUGAUGGGAAAUCCUUGCGAGGCAGCUGCUGGCGGACAAAGACAUCCAGCCGCGGACAACCGUGGGGCCUAUUGGCAUCAGGCUUCAUGUCGUUAGGAACUUUCAACUGGGUUGAGAAAUGGUUGACCACUAUGGACGACCUUUGGCACCAGGCCAAAUCUACCAAUUUAGACAUGCCGACCCCAGAUUUCUUGUUUCCAAAGUUGGGGACUUCGGGAAUUGAAAUUCCUUGGACUCCAAUGACCUAUGCGGAUGCUCUUGCAUGGUUGCGAUAUGCCACAGCCCUUCCAUGGAAGUCCAGCACUCAGCAGUCCACUCAAUGGACAGCACACUCCAUGAAAAGCACUUUGCUUGCAUGGGGAGCCCAACUGAUCGCAGAAGGGAAGGUGACGCCCGAAGAACGCAUGCUUCAGGGACAUCAUAGGAAGAAGCCCAGAACGACAGCCAACGUCGAAGAUGCCGAUGAAAUUCUAAUUGCUUUUGUGACCAACGUGCAACACGCCAUGUUGCCCACUUCGGAAGACUGGAAGCCCUACCAUGAGGGCAAGCAUUACCAAGCAGCUUGUGGCGCAAGACUGGAUUCUGACCGGGUCCAAUUCUCUCGAGUUGACCCAACCCUGGCAUCGAAUCUGGUUUCAGAUGGAUGGACAGUUACUUCAUUUCGAGAGAUUGCAGCUUCGCCCUCAGAUUUUACGGAUCAAGUAUUUGCAGAACUCUGCCAUGACGUUAGUUUGUCCCUGCUUCAGAAGUCCUGCAUCAAGGGAGCAUGGCGCAGUCUCCAGACAUCCCAAAUUCAAGAAGCCAACACACCAUCAGGCACAUCAUCCGCUGCAGGGAUGCAAGCCGCGACAGACAAUACAUGGUCGGAAUCUUUCCCACCAAAGUUGACCAGUUCGACCGUAUCCCAAUUGAAAAUGAAAUUCUGUGCCAAUUUUCCGUCGGAGGUUGUCACUCCCGAGACACAGCCAAGUGCACGAUUACUUGCACUCGCAUUUCAGUUGCACCAGAAGAAAGAGUACAAAUGGCUGCCCUGGAAGUACCGAAUGUCAAUAGCUCGAUCCGAAGAAAUGUCUUUGAGUCGCGCUUCGAAGGCACCGAGAUUGGAGAACGUACAACUGCAUCAAUUGCUCAUAGACGAGAUCCCUUCUCUGGAGAUUACCAACCAAAACCUGGGAUUAAAUGCAGUAAAUCGCAUGUUUGACUUGCACAACUAUGCAUGGGCCAUGGUUCAGGCGUGCCACCUACAUCGGCUACGCUCCUACAGCCUGAAGUUUAUGUCCUUUUUGUCAGUGCGACUGGACGCAGAGAGUGGGUUGAGAGCACCUUCCAUUCUCGAAGCCCAACAUGCAGAUAAGCACAUUUGGCACCUGAUUGCGGAGCUGUGCGAGUCACCGGAAUGGACCUUAGAUGAUGCCUUGCUUGAGUUCACCCAAAAUCGGGGGGAUCUGGAGGACCAGUCUUUGGGCCUUUCACCAGCGCCGUUUGCGCCAGACAUGCCGGCCAUUUUGGCCACCUCGCAGCCAGCACAUCAACAGGAUGCCAUGGUCGAAGAGAUCCCGGACACGGACAAUGGCACAGCCAUACCUGAAGGCGGGAAACUAUUGUCAGUUCGUCACCAGCCGGUGGCCACCCUGGACGAUGUCCGUGAAGCUGCAGCAGAUGCCUGUGCCGAUAAGGAUCAUUGUCAGAUCGGAGGAUUCCUCAGAUUUGCCAAUGGUGACUUACGCUGGUUCAGCGAAAAAUGGAUAGCAUCCGACUUCCACAACUUGGAAAUUCCCGUGUCAUCCGACAUGCAGAAAGAUAUCAGAGACUUUGUGAGCGAUUGGAAGGGCCUUCACAUAGAGCAGUUAUUCAUGCUUGAAGUGUUUGCUGGUGGAGCAGUCCUUACCUCAGUAGCAAAGCAAUUUGGUCUUGGCGGCAUGGCAAUUGACAAGAUCAGAAAACAAAAUGCACGGUGCACAAUCUAUCAGUUAGAUUUGUUGCAAGCUGAUGACAGAGAGCUCCUCGAAGAGUGGCUAUCUUCUCCACUUUUGUUGUGGGCGCAUUUUGCGCCGGUGUGUGGCACUGCAAGUCGAGCCAGGGAAAUUCCCAGGCCUGGACUAUCAAUGGCACCUCGACCACUGAGAUCUAUGGAACAUCCUCUGGGCUUACCCGAUCUUGGGCCAAACGAGCGAAAGAGGGUUGAGAUUGCCAAUGAGCUGUUUCGAUACACGUGCCAACUUUUUGCUUUUUGCGUAAAACGAGGUGUGCUUGCGACCAUGGAAAACCCUCGUGGCUCAUACCUUUGGGUCAUUCCUUUCUUGCUGGAGUUACAACGGAUUUACUCGUUGUAUGCAACAGAUUUUCAAGCUUGCAUGUAUGGCUCUGAAAGAGACAAGUGGACAAGGAUUGUGGCAUCCUUCCCGGAGAUAACCCAGUUGGAUGUUGCAUGCGACCGCAAGCACAAGCACCUUGGAUGGGGAUUCACUACAGAUGCACAGGGCAGAAAGGUUUGGGCCACCUCAGAAGAAUCGCAGUAUCCACGAAAGCUCUGCAUAGCUUUGGUGCAAGUUAUUUUACAAGUGGCAUCAGCCAAAGGAGUUCCGCUGAGGCCAAACUGCAUUCAUGACAUUGUCGACCACCCACUCUUGUCGACCAAGCACUCCCAACUUGCUGCAGGGGUUCAACCUCGAGGACAAAGAAUUCCUCCUCUUGUACCUGAUUUUCAACAAACUGCUGUUUUCCUUGCGAAGGAGCCAUCAGAUAUCCCUUGUGGCUUGUCGGGCAAACUACAACAACCUUUGCAGUUGCGAACGGAAGCUCAACAAGAUGUCCAAGUUCCAAAAUAUUCACGUUUUUUGCGUGGUUCUUUUGCUGCAGACUCUACAAUGGGGGUUGGUCAGGAGCCUUUGCAAAACAACAAUGGUGCGGCAGAUGACAACUGGUGUUACAAGGCUGUUUUUGGCCUUCCUUGGGAGUGUGAGCAGUUUAUCCGCAGAGCUGUUGAGGUCCGACAUCCCUCAAAAAUUGGUUUUGCAGUCCCCAAGGACUUACAGGUUGCACUGGACAAGCAUUUGGAGUGGGAUGAACAAACCUUGGUGCAAUACAGAAUGCAUUGGUGCCGCAAGUGGCUUAAGCGUGCAAAAGAAUUGGAGAGCGCUGAACUUGAAGCUGCUAGCGCUAGGCCUGACCAUGUCAAGCAGGCGACGGCUGGCAAAAGGCUUUUACUGACCUCUGAAAUCCUUGAGUCAAUGGACUAUGAGGACAUGGAGGUGCUGGAGUUGUUACGAGUUGGAUCGCCGCUUGCAGGUGACAUCCCGAAGUGCAAGGUCUUUGAGGAUUUGUUUAAGCCAUGCAUGUUAACUAUGAAUCAACUGCUGAAAGAGGCGGGUGAACUGGGAAAACAAGACGCGCUUAUUUUGCGCGGCAAACUGGGCUUUGCAGAUUCCUUCUUACAUGGAAGGUUGGGCUUGAUGGUUUUGAAACAGCUUUCUGAACAUGCACAUGGGCGCAGUGCAAAGCUUAGAGAAGAACUUGUAAUCGGACUACAUGCAAUGGUUCAACGCUUGACUUUGUGUGGCCCUCGCGUCGUCUCUGCAAAGGCGAUGCAACAAUGGUUUGUGUUUACAGAUGCGGCCUAUGAACCCGAAUUGCAUACUGGAGGUUUGGGUGCAGCAGUCGUCGAUGACAAUGGCAAAUGCGUUGGCUGGUUUGGCCUUCCGCUUGAUGAGUCACAGUGCGAAAAGUUUGGAUCACUGGAUCGGCAAACUAUAAUUUAUGAACUGGAGCUUGCAGCAGCCGUUCUGGCACUUGACUUCUGGGCGGACAAAAUGAAAGAUGGAUUGCAAGUGUGUUAUGGUGACAAUGAUGGAGUGCGAUUCUCUUUGAUACGUGGUUCAUGCUUGAGCAAACAUGCUUCAGCUCUUAUGAGAUACCAUUUGAGCCGAGAAGCUACCAACAACUUGUGCACUUGGUUUGCGAGGGUGCCUACUGAGGCAAACUUGGGUGACUACCCAUCCAGAAAUGUUCCACAUGCUUUGCUGACGGAAGAUAUCAAUGAAUCUACAGCUGCCUCGUUUUGGUUUGAGCGCUUGGUUCAAUCUUUGCAGGCGGCCUAA
Messenger RNA from Cladocopium goreaui, 5490 nucleotides. The record is from the annotation of a GenBank genome assembly. Lineage: Eukaryota; Dinophyceae; Suessiales; Symbiodiniaceae.